Molecule: messenger RNA, 576 nt
Organism: Pseudopipra pipra
Lineage: Eukaryota; Metazoa; Chordata; Aves; Passeriformes; Pipridae
Product: T-cell surface glycoprotein CD8 alpha chain-like
Exons: 3
Coding region: 1-576 (191 amino acids)
Biological process (GO): T cell mediated immunity; cytotoxic T cell differentiation; cell surface receptor signaling pathway
Cellular component (GO): external side of plasma membrane
Source: RefSeq, a predicted model, not a curated record
AUGUAUGAGAUGAAGGUCAGGUUUCGUGACACCAUCACCCAGCUCCAGGGGGGACAGCGGCUGGAACUGGAGUGUCAGACUGACAGUGAUAGUGGAGUAUCCUGGGUCCGCCAGGACAAGAAUGGGACCCUUCACUUCGUUGUCUUCAUCUCUUUCCUGUCCCGAGGGGACACCUUCAAGGGGAAUCAGAGAACAUCCACACACUUUGAGGCCAGCAAAGACAACACUAUCUAUCGGUUGGUAGUGAAGUCUUUCACACAGGAGGAUGAAGGGAACUAUUUCUGCCUCACGAACAUCAACCAAAUGUUGUACUUCAGCCAUGGCCUGCCUGCCUUCUUCCCAGUCACCACCACAGUGGCACCAAGCACACCAGGACCCACCACCCAGCGUGGCAUCACUGAAAAGGACCCCUGCCUCAAGACCUUGGAUCCAGAGACAACAAUGCAGGAAGAGCUGAAUUCCUUCUGUCACAUCUUCAUCUGGGCCCCCUUGACAGGCCUCUGCCUCCUGAUCCUCCAGCUCCUGAUGAUCACCAUCAUGCUGUGUCAACGUAAGACUCACCAGAACCCCCUCUAG